AUGUCACAGAAAAUCAUCUGCUGGCUACAACCUCACGGGUCUGUUCGUCGGUUCAGAGGGAACGCUUGGAAUCGUGACCGAAAUCACGCUGAAAUUGGCCGUCAUACCGGAAGAGACCAGUGUCGCUGUUGUCACAUUUCCAUCGAUACGAGAUGCUGCAGCUGCAGCAUCCAAGGUGUUGCGUACUGGAGUUCCCGUGGCAGCAAUGGAAAUCAUGGACGAAGUACAAAUGGGCGUGAUAAAUAA
Plenodomus lingam JN3 is the source of this 246-nucleotide messenger RNA. Lineage: Eukaryota; Fungi; Ascomycota; Dothideomycetes; Pleosporales; Leptosphaeriaceae. The record is from RefSeq and is a predicted model, not a curated record.